Molecule: messenger RNA, 261 nt
Organism: Caenorhabditis sp. 36 PRJEB53466
Lineage: Eukaryota; Metazoa; Nematoda; Chromadorea; Rhabditida; Rhabditidae
Source: the annotation of a GenBank genome assembly
AUGUCGUACUACGGAAACGGAGGCUUCACCCCAUACAGUGCCGGUCACAACGGAUACAUCCCGCCACCAAUCCACGGAGGAUACUCGACUCCAUCGACUAUCCACGUGCACACUGACGGUGGACACCAUCAUGGACACCACCAUCACCAUCACAGCCACAAUGAGGUUCAUCACCAUGGAGGACAUCACCACGGACACCACUUCGAGCAUCAUUAUGAUCAUCACCACGGGCAUCAUCACGGACAUCAUCAUCAUCACUAA